Molecule: messenger RNA, 1598 nt
Organism: Panicum virgatum (switchgrass)
Lineage: Eukaryota; Viridiplantae; Streptophyta; Magnoliopsida; Poales; Poaceae
Product: F-box protein At2g26160-like
Exons: 2
Coding region: 123-1400 (425 amino acids)
Molecular function (GO): protein binding
Source: RefSeq, a predicted model, not a curated record
CAGCACAACUCUCUCUCUCCACCCCUAGUAAAAAAAAAACUCCCUCUCUCCACCCUACAGCCGGCCGCCGCGGCGUGGCUCCAACCUCUAACCUCCCGUCGGGCAGGCGCUACGAGUUCCAGAUGGCGGCGGCGGCGGCGGCGCCGUCGUCGUGGGAGGAGCUCCCGGGGGACCUCCUGGGCCUGGUUCUCCAGAACCUUCCUUCCCUCGCCGACCGCGUCCGCCUCCGCGCGGUCUGCCGCCCCUGGCGCACCGGCGGCGCCGCCCGAAGGCACCUGCGGCUGCCGCCGCCGCUCCCGUGGCUCGCCCUCCGCGACGGCGGCCUGGUGGACCUCCAGGGCGCUCCAGUUCGGUGCGCGCCCAUCGUCCGCGAGGGCGUCUUUGGCUACCUCGCGGUCGACAACCUGGCCUGCCUCGUGCACGGAGACGGCGCCUGCUCCCUUAUGAAUCCUCUCUCCGGCAUGACGCUCCAUCUCCCCAAGCUGGCCUCUGCCGUGGGCCGGGCGCUCGACGAGUCUGCAUUCUAUGAUCAAUCUCACAUACGAAGCGCGUAUGUGAAGGUGAUACUGUCGGCAUCGCCGCUCGAUUCGGCACUGGAUCCCCUCGUCGCCACCAUAAUUAUGGAGGGAAACAGCAUUGUAAUCUCUUCUUGCAAGAAGCCUGACGCCAUCAGCAUCAGUAUGCGUCGAAAGAGGACCCUGGUCUCUGCAAAGGUCAGCCUCAGCAUGUCUCCGGAGCAGAGGUCAGAGAGGUUUUGUGGCUCUCAAAGGAUUUGUGAUAUUGCCUUCUUCCAUGGGAAGCUGUAUGCUCUCACCAGGCAUGAAGGACUUCGAGUCAUUGAACUUGAUGCUGGUGACCUCAUUGAGACGAAAUCAUUACCGGGCUUUCUUCAGUGCAUCCCUGAUGACCCCAAGCAGCAGGAAGUAUACAACUGCGAAUAUAAUCACAGAUACUUGGUCCUAAGGUACAUUGCAGAAUCAGAUGGCAACCUACUAAUGGUGAGGCGGUGGAUGAGCGUUCCACCGGAUGCUCAGCUGGGUAGCUACGACAGAACAGUCCGGUUUGAGGUCUUCCAAGCGGACCUUGCAACUGCCCCUGGCCGGUGGAUCAAGGUGGACAGCUUGGGCGGCCGUGCGAUCUUCCUUGAUACAAUGUGCUCCAAGUCAGUACCCGCUAGCAGAUGUGCAGGUGGUGUUCAAGCGGAUUCCAUCUACUUCAUGCAUAGGGUUUUCGACAGUUUGUCAAAAGAGUUGUUCGGUGUGUCUAUGGAUCCUCUUGCUGACUCUGGUGUGUACAACAUGAGAGAUGGGACAAUCACGGCAUUACUGCCGGAAGCCGUGAUGUCAAAGCUGCGGAGCAAACCACAAUUUCUCACUUGGUUCUUCCCUGUUGAUGCAUAACUCUUAUUCCCAUCGUAAAAGGUUGUUGGUUAUAAAAUAUCAGUAUGCUUGCUGAUGCGUAUCUGCUUGUUGACUCUGCAAAAGUGAUCAGUAGAACCAAGCUCUGCAAAAGGUGGAGUCACUCUUUGCUUGUUGACUCUUUAUUGGCAAGCUUUGAGAAAUUGGUUGCCUUUUGAGUUCAGUAUUUGGUUUUUAGGA